This is a messenger RNA of Trichoplusia ni (cabbage looper), 2235 nucleotides long. It is a transcript of the gene Prip, whose product is annotated as aquaporin AQPAe.a. The transcript is spliced from 7 exons. Gene Ontology annotation, cellular component: plasma membrane. Gene Ontology annotation, biological process: transmembrane transport. Gene Ontology annotation, molecular function: water channel activity. NCBI's taxonomy places the organism in Eukaryota, Metazoa, Arthropoda, Insecta, Lepidoptera, Noctuidae. The coding region runs from base 201 to 1019 and encodes 272 amino acids. The record is from RefSeq and is a predicted model, not a curated record.
AUUCAAACGAGAUCAAAAACGCGCGACAGCCGGUUGCGGCAGACGACAUACACCGAAAUACGGACUUAUAAAAGUUAUAACACUUAUCCAGAAUUAUUUAUUCUGAAUUAUAUUUCGAUAAGUGCGGUGUUUACCAUCGUAUAAAAACGCGAGUUUGGAGUUCUGCAAAAGACUUUCAGGAGUUUUACUAAGCCAUAACCAUGGGAGAACUGGGUGCAAAGCUUGGACUGGAUGAGCUGACCGGUGGAGCCGCUGGCAUCAGCAGGGCACUGCUCGCCGAGUUCAUCGGUAACCUAUUACUGAACCUGUUCGGCUGCGGCGCCUGCAUCAACAUCUCUCAGGGCACGAAUGCUGCUCCAGACAUCGUCCUCAUCGCACUGGCUUUCGGUCUUGCAGUCUACGCCGCUGUUUCGGCAAUCGGUCACAUCUCUGGAGGCCACAUCAACCCCGCAGUGACGCUAGGCCUCGCGUCCGCCGGGCGCGUGAAGCCAGCUCGCGCGGUGCUGUACAUCAUAGCGCAGUGCGCGGGCGCCGCCGCCGGCUCGGGCCUGCUGAAGGCGCUGACGCCGGAGCGCGCGGCCGGCAAGCUCGGCGUCACCGGCCUCGGCACUGACGUCACCCAGCUGCAAGGAUUCGGCAUCGAAUUCUUCCUUGGAUUUGUACUUAUAUUCGUUGUCUGUGGGGUAUGUGACCCGCACAAGCCGGACCACAAGUCGACGGCGCCACUGGCCAUCGGCCUGACUGUGACGCUGGGCCACUUGCUGGCUGUGGACUACACCGGCUCCGCCAUGAACCCGGCCCGUUCCUUCGGAUCAGCACUGGUUGCUAACGAAUGGGCUGACCAUUGGAUUUACUGGGCGGGCCCCAUCGCCGGCGGUAUCGCGGCCGCGCUGCUGUACGUGCACGGGUUCUCCGCGCCGCCCGCCGACGUGCACACGCCGCCUCGCUACCGCUCCGUGGCAGGGGACGAGAAAGAGCUGAAGAGGCUGGACGGCGGCAAGGGCGACGACAUGGCUUGAGAGCGUUGGACGUGGCCCCGGCACGCGCAGGCGCCGCGCCCGGGUCCAUCACACCUUCACCAAACUCCACCUUACUACUGAUACGAAAUACGACAGCUUUAAUACAACUGCAACGUUGAAAAGCUUUACCUACCUACCAACUAAAAUAUAUAGGUGAACCAAAAACACACAGUAAAGUGACCGAAUCAACCAAAUGACGUUGUUAAUUUCGAACAAAUCACGUGCAUAACUUUAAGAAUUGUUAUCGUGGAUCAAAAAUCCUCUAGUACCAGUCUAGCGGCCAUUUUCGUUACUCUAUCGAGUAUACUGUGAAGUGGUCAGAGAUUAUUACUAGAUUAAUAUUAAGCCAGUAACGUUCUUGUGUCCAUAGACUAUAUAAUGUACCAUGUAAAUACCUUACUUACAUAUCAAUAUUUUUGCCAUGUAAUGUCGCUUAUAAUUAUGUCAACAAAUCAGAAAACUUUUAUAUCAACCCCGUUUUAUAAAGUAACAUUUUGUUGUAGUACAAUAAGUUUGAAAUUUAAUAAAUAUUUAUAUACUUUGAUAUUUGAAAUUCUAUAUCAGAUUUUAAUGCUUUCUUAAGGUAAGUCAAAAUUUAAUAUUAAUCUCACUCAGUGUGACUCCUUGUUUAGCGAGGUUAUUCGUCAACUGGACACGUGACGCUGGACACGCGUGUGAUCAGUUGGUGAAACUCAAAAUAAAUUCUUUCGUUAUCUGGACACGCCACGUUUUUUAGAGUGUCCAGAUAGUGUAAGGUAAAUUAAAUCACUUUUAUGUUUUCACCAACUGGACUCACGUUCAUAUUUUACUUGGAUUUAUAAGAAAGUACAGUCACACAGAUAAAUGUUUUUAUACAAAAGAAUUUAUUAUAAUUAUUAAUUAUGAGUUUCACCAACUGAACACUCGUGUGUCCAGCAUCGUGUGUUCAGUUGACGAAUAACCCGUUUAGCGUAGUAAGUAAAGUAACAAAUGAAAUUUUACGAUAUUUAUGUUUGAUUGUAAAUCGUGUUACAUUCGCAUACUAUGUAGGUACGUGCCGACAAUAUUCUUAAUUAUUUUUUUAAAUUAUCGGUAAAUAUAAAUAGCCGUCCAAAAUGCAUUAAUGUGUAAUGUAAGGCGAUUCAUGUUAAAUAGUACCUAAGUAGUACUAAGCCGAAGUGUUCAAAAGUAUACCAACUUGAGAUAUUGAAUGAAAUUAUUUUGUAUCUGGUUUGAG